Ziziphus jujuba (common jujube) is the source of this 1069-nucleotide messenger RNA. Its product is annotated as leucine-rich repeat protein 2. NCBI's taxonomy places the organism in Eukaryota, Viridiplantae, Streptophyta, Magnoliopsida, Rosales, Rhamnaceae. The transcript is spliced from 7 exons. The coding region runs from base 189 to 827 and encodes 212 amino acids. The record is from RefSeq and is a predicted model, not a curated record. Gene Ontology annotation, molecular function: protein binding.
AUUUGACUUGACUUCUGACUUUUUGCUCAUCCUUCAUCUCCACCUUUCUCUUACUUUUCUUUUCAUUUCUUUUUUUUCCUUUUUUUUCAUUUGCAUUUCUAUUGCUUUUUCUGAUUUCUUUGUUUUUGCUUCUUUUUAAGCUUUUUGGUGCACAAUUUCUUUUCUUUGUUCUUCUCUCUAAAAGUCUAAUGGCUCCUCUACUUGCCCUUUCCUUCUUUUUCUCUUUCCUGUUUCUCCUUUCUCCUGCCAUCUCAACCAACUCAGAAGGAAAUGCUUUGCAUGCUUUGAGAAGCAGGUUCUCUGACCCCACUAAUGUUCUGCAGAGCUGGGACCCAACUCUGGUCAAUCCCUGCACCUGGUUCCACGUUACCUGCGACUCCAAUAGCCAUGUGAUCCGUUUGGAUUUGGGAAAUUCUAAUAUUUCUGGUACUUUGGGGCCUGAACUUGGCGAGCUCAAGAACCUUCAGUACUUGGAGCUUUAUAGAAAUGAAAUAAGUGGAAAAAUCCCCAAGGAGUUGGGAAAGUUGAAAAAUCUUAUCAGCAUGGAUUUGUAUGACAACAAAUUUGAAGGAGAGAUCCCAAAAUCUCUUAACAAAUUGAAGUCACUCAGAUUUCUACGUCUGAACAACAACAAGCUAACAGGAUCAAUUCCUAGGGGACUCACCAAGCUCUCUAACCUGAAAGUCUUUGAUGUUUCAAAUAAUGAUCUAUGUGGAACAAUCCCUGUUGAAGGCCCUUUUGCAACAUUCCCAAUGGAAAGCUUUGAAAACAACAGAUUCAGUGGACCGGAGCUGCAAGGAUUGGUACCAUACGACUUUGGAUGCUGAAGAAAUAUAGAGUUUGUCCGAUAUACUUAAGUGCUGUUUAGUAGUUACAUUAUCUGAUCAAAUAGAGAUGUGUACGCCAUGGUUAUGUUAUGUAUCCAAAUGAUGACACACUCAGUUUAGUGUGUGGAUAGACACAUUAUAUAUAUAUAGAUAUAUAUAUAUAUAUAUAUAUAUAUAUAUGAGAGUAAGAAAAGAAGUAAACGAAAAUAAGAUGAUUCCUUGUUUGGAACCUUUCAACUCUA